Messenger RNA from Pedinophyceae sp. YPF-701, 1428 nucleotides. NCBI's taxonomy places the organism in Eukaryota, Viridiplantae, Chlorophyta, Pedinophyceae. The record is from the annotation of a GenBank genome assembly.
AUGCUCGUCACCGCCCCGCGGCCCGUCGCCCCGACGCGCCUGACCCGCGCCGCCCGCACACGCACCCUCCCAGUCGUGAGCGCCGCGGCAGCGCCCGCGGGGUCCGUCGAGAAGCUCACACUGGAGCCUAUCAAGAAGAUUGAGGGCCAUGUUCGCCUCCCGGGCUCCAAAAGCCUCUCGAACCGCAUCCUGCUGCUCGCGGCGCUGUCCGAGGGCGUGACCGUCGUGGAGAACCUGCUCGACAGCGACGAUAUCCGCUACAUGGUCGGCGCGCUCCGCGACCUCGGCGUCAAACUCGAGGAGGACUGGGAGAACCGUCGCAUGACGGUGCACGGAUGCAACGGCAGGUUCCCCGUGGAGGGCGCCGAGCUGUUCCUGGGCAACGCCGGCACCGCGAUGCGGCCUCUGUGUGCAGCUGUCGCGGCGGCUGGGCGCGGCGAGUUCGUGCUGGACGGCAUCGAGCGCAUGCGCGAGCGUCCCAUCCAGGACCUCGUGGACGGGCUCAACCAGCUAGGCGUGGACGCUACGUGCACCCUCGGGACGGGCUGCCCUCCCGUGCUGGUCAAGGCCGCCGGUCUGUCGGCCGGGACCGUGUCCCUCAAGGGCUCGGUGUCGUCGCAGUACCUCACGGCACUCCUCAUGUCCGCGCCGCUGUGCACGGGCGCCGAGGGGAUCGAGAUCAAGAUCAGCGACACGCUCGUCUCGCAGCCCUACGUCGACAUGACGAUCAAGCUCAUGGAGAGGUUCGGCGUCAAGGUGGAGCAGCUCGACGGCCUCCAGCAUCUGCGCAUCCCGGGCCAGCAGUCGUACAAGUCGCCGGGGACGGCGUACGUGGAGGGGGACGCGUCGUCGGCGUCGUACUUCCUCGCCGGCGCGACGAUCACGGGCGGGAAGAUGGUCGUCGAGGGCUGCGGCUCGGACUCGCUCCAGGGCGACGUCCGGUUCGCGGAGGUGAUGGGCCUGAUGGGGGCGCGCGUGGAGUGGGCGCCCUACUCGAUCACGAUCACGGGGCCCGGCGCGUUCGGGGAGCCGCUCAAGGCGGUGGACCACAACUGCAACGACAUUCCGGACGCGGCGAUGACGCUCGCGGUCGCGGCGCUGUUCGCGGACGGAACCACGGCGAUCCGCGACGUGUACAACUGGCGCGUGAAGGAGACGGAGCGGAUGAAGGCGAUCGUCGCGGAGCUGACGAAGCUGGGCGCGGACGUGGAGGAGGGGCACGACUACUGCGUGAUCAAGCCGCCUGCGGGCGGGCCCUCGGGCGUGAAGGCCAACGUCGAGAUCGAGACGUACGACGACCACCGGAUGGCGAUGGCGUUCGCGCUGGCGGCGUGCACGGGCAAGCCCGUGACGAUUCUGGACCCGAAGUGCACGAAGAAGACGUUCCCGGACUACUUCGAUGUGCUGUCGACUGUGUCGACGCGCUAG